Erpetoichthys calabaricus (reedfish) is the source of this 5566-nucleotide messenger RNA. It is a transcript of the gene itih6, whose product is annotated as inter-alpha-trypsin inhibitor heavy chain family member 6. The record is from RefSeq and is a predicted model, not a curated record. Gene Ontology annotation, biological process: hyaluronan metabolic process. The transcript is spliced from 17 exons. Gene Ontology annotation, molecular function: serine-type endopeptidase inhibitor activity. Lineage: Eukaryota; Metazoa; Chordata; Cladistia; Polypteriformes; Polypteridae. The coding region runs from base 207 to 3680 and encodes 1157 amino acids.
UAAAAAAAAACUACCGAAAAUACUUUCACUGCCGCCCUUGGAUCCUCUCCAAGCCACACGUUUCACCCGCGGCGGAAACUGCAGGCUUUCUAAAGGGCAAGCAGCUACUCACCGGACCGCUUCUGGGGGUCUCCGACCUGAUCGGCACAAGUCGCACGCACCUCGCUCAACUGAGAAACCGGCAAGUCAGAAACGGCGAAAAAAGAAUGGAUGUGAUGUGGCCGCUGUGUCUCUUUGCCUUUCGCUCCCUCUUGCUCGCUGGCUUUACGGACUUCGCCACUUGCGCGGACUAUAAGGUGGUGACCCACGCCAGCUCACCACUUGGUCGUCAGGAGACAGAAGGCGUCUGGCUUCAGAGAAUCAGGAGACAAGUGAGAUCCUCAAAAUCUGAGCUAAAGAUCACCAAUUACCAUGUGCGUUCGGAGAUUGUCUCACGCUAUGCCAUCACCACAGUAGAGUGCUCCAUGUGGAACCCUCACUCUCAAGCCAAGGAAGCGAUAUUUGAAGUUGAACUGCCAGGAGCUGCCUUCAUUUCCAAUUUUACGAUAACCAUAAACAACAAGGUUUAUGUGGCCGAGGUGAAGGAAAGAGCCACAGCUAAAAGAAUAUAUGAAGAGGCAAAGAAGAAAGGUCGCACAGCUGGACACGUUGGGACUAAGGAGAGGGAGACGGAGAAAUUUCGCUUGGCUAUUAAUGUGGAGGCAGAGUCACAGAUGACCUUCACAUUGACCUAUGAGGAGCUGUUGCAGCGACGCCUUGGCCAUUAUGAAGUGGUGCUGAGUGUUAGGCCGGGCCAGCUUGUUAGCAAUCUAACUCUGGAGCUCUCCAUCUCAGAAAGGACCGGCAUAAGUUUCUUGAAAGUGCUACCUUUGAGAACCACAAAACUGUUAUCCAACACAGUGAGAGGAGAUGCCAAUAUACCACCAUCAACAGAGGUUCAGCAGACCACAAGUUGUGCCCACAUCCGAUUCACUCCGACUCUUAAGGAUCAGAAAAUAUAUUCCACUUCUACUGGCAUUGCUGGUGAUUUUGUGGUCCAAUACGAUGUUGACCUCAAAGACCUUAUAGGAGAUGUACAGAUCUACAAUGGCUACUUUGUACACUAUUUUGCUCCUCGUGGUCUACCCAUCAUUCCCAAAAAUGUCAUUUUCCUGAUUGAUGUCAGUGGCUCUAUGAUUGGAACAAAAAUCAAGCAGACUAAAAAUGCAAUGCAAACUAUCCUGAGUGACCUUCGACCUGAUGACCAUUUCAACAUCAUCACAUUUUCUGAUGUAGUGAACAUCUGGAAUCCAAAUAGCACCAUCCAGGCAACCCCGCAGAAUGUGAAGAAAGCCAAGGAUUUUGUCAGCAAAAUUGUAGCAGAUGGCUGGACCGACAUCAAUGCAGCCCUAAUGAUGGCUGGAUCCAUCAUCAAGACCAACACCCCAGAGGAACGGUCAGGGAAGCACCGUAUUCCUCUUGUUAUCUUGCUUACGGAUGGAGAACCCACAAUUGGUGUCACUUCUGGGGAGAAAAUUGCUCAAAAUACCAAAAAGGCCCUGAAUUCAACCUCUCUUUUUGGGCUGGCAUUUGGAGAUGAUGCUGACUUCCCACUGCUUCGUCGACUUUCCAUGGAAAACAGAGGAGUGGCUCGCCGGAUUUAUGAAGAUGCGGACGCUGCUUUGCAGUUGUCUGGCUUUUAUGAUGAAGUGGCCAGCCCGCUGCUUUAUGACAUCCAGCUCAAUUACCUAGACAACCAUGUCUAUGAUGUCACCCAGUCCCUUUUCCCAAACUACUUCCAAGGCUCAGAACUGGUGGUGGCAGGUAGAGUCCAACAGGAUGUCAAAAAUCUCCAUGUGACCAUGACUGGUUCAGGACUGGACAAAAAUAUAGCUCUAGCUAAUGAUGUGGCAAUUGUGAACCCCAGUAAUGCAUCAUUUGGGUGUUCUGGGGAGCUGGAAAGGAUACCAAACUUUGUACAUCGAUUGUGGGCAUAUUUCACUAUUAAAGAGCUUCUACGAGUGCGUAUGAAUGGGAGUGAUCCAGCAACGCAAAGGCUGCUUAUGGAAAAAGCUACCAAUCUUUCACUUAAAUAUAACUUUGUCACUCCAGUCACUUCCUUAGUGAUAGUAAAGCCCGAAGACAAUGAAGAGAAAUCAAAGCAAAGACCACAGAAGGUUACCACAAACACUACUGUGAUGACCACCACAACAACUGCUAUCAGUGCCAACACUCGUACUCCUCUCCUCAAAACUGCUCCAGUAAUGGGACACAGGAAUUUAACAACCACUGCUAGAAAGCUACCAACACCGACUUCUUCUCCCACUACAAGAGCAACUGCAAGGUUCAAUCAAUCCAAACCCAUUGUGGAUCACCCAAAGUCGCCAGUAUUACCUGUUGAUUUCCCAACAACAGGACAGCCAUUUUCCACUUCUUCCUCUAAUAUACUGGCCACCAAUCAGAUUUUAACCAAGCAGCCUGCAGUCCUGCUGGAGAAUGUUACAUCAGUCCUCAGUUAUAGCACUGCACAAACAACAUCAACAAGCAGCAUUGUGGGUUUUCCAGGCUCCUCAACUAGCUCUCCUGUGGUAGUGAACUUGACAUUUACAGGACAAGCAGCCAUCACACAACCUCCAAAUGGGCCUAUGACAGUUAGUCUCAUUCCUGGGCCUUUCACUAUACCCCAAAUCAUUGAAGAAGCCUCUGUGAUGAAGGCCUUCAAGCAGGAAAAGGAGAUUUCAAAUUUGACCCCACAUGAUACUGCCAAGGACCUGGAUGGCGAUCAAAUGGUUCUCUCAGAAGUAGAAUCUAUUGUGAUAUCUGGGUCCUUUCUAGAUCACGACAUGGAGGGAGAAGUUCAAUCAUUAGAUUUAGGAGAUGUUUUCCACACUGGACAGUAUACUGGACCCGCUUCAAUAAGUCAGAUUGGAGUGUUUACUGCCUCAGCUGAUGGAGAUCCCCAUUUCUUAGUUCACCUGCCAAAAUCUGGACAAAAUAUCUGUUUCACCAUCAAUGGACAGGAAAAUGAUGAACUAAGGCUGGUAGAUGACCCCAUUAAAGGUGUCAGUGUAACAGGCCAUUUGAAGGCGGUACAUUCUAGAGUGGAAUCACAGGAUGUCACACCUACGUACUUUGACCGGAUCACCAUAAUCACAGAGACCCAUGGGGCUGGUGCCUGGACGAUCACUAUUACACUGCACAAUAUUACUCUCAAUGGUGAAGCCUCUGCCUUGCUGCGCACUGAUAAGCCAGGCACCCUUCAGAGAUGUGACCUGAAUAUCACUGUGGAUGGGGCGCUGAGAAUCUGGGUGAAGGUGGCUCAGAAUGUGGAGUUUUUGGUUCUCUUGCAUCAUUACCAACACCCAAUCAACCAUCAGAUGGACCACUUGGGCAUUUAUAUCUCACAAGGGGGAGGCCUGUCACUUCAGGCACAUGGGUUGCUGGGUCAGUUCCAGCAUUCUAAUAUUUCAAUUAAACGAACAAAAGGUAUCCCCACACAUCCAAACUCUUCUGUUUACCAGAAACUGGCAAUGGGGGAGCUGCAAAAGGGUAACCAGCGGAUCACUGUUUUCCUUGAAAUUAAAAAGCUGAAGGACACAAUCAAACGAAGACAUUUUGGAAAGUGCUGGAUUAUUCCCAGCAAGGAUGUGGAGCAGCUUAUCGAUGGCACCUACCAGGACUAUGUGACAAGUCCCAAGUAAUACAAUCUGUAGUGUCUUGCAGAUGUUAUGUGGACUGGCUUCCUUAAUUUAUCUUUUGUUAUGCAGGGAUGGUUUUGUUUUUAAAGCUGUUAAGCUUCUCUCUUUGUGUUAGAGCAGCACUCAAAACUGAACAAUAACAAAAUUGCCUUAUGUAAGGAGAAGUGGAACAAAUGAGGUGGUUUGCUGUCCUGCAAAAUCAAAAAUGCUUUAAAGUCGAGUAGGUUUUUAUCAUUUAAAUAAAUGAACACUGGUACAAUGCCUUAAAAAGGCACUUUAUACCCAUAAUGAUGUAUCACAAACCCAGAUCUGGCAUUGGUGCAGUGGCAGUGGUGAUAAUUCUGUGGUUAAGAAUAUUUGAAAUGCUCAAGCAGGAGGACUAGUUCUUUAUCCUAGCGUGUGGAAAAUUCUAAGGCAGAGAAAAACAUGUAUGCACUGUAAAUGAAUGGAAGCUUGGGGGCACUAUUGCCCCUUUUAAACCCAACAGACAUAUGCCCUGGACACAAGUUAAAAGCACCAAGAAGUAUUUUAAUUUUCUUCUUCUUCUCUAACCGUGCCUCCAAAGCACGACAGCCACAAUAAACACAAUAAAUAAAUACAGUAAUCCCAAUAAUCUUCUCCUCCACUGCUGGGUCUCCAACAGUCCUUUAUAUAGUCCUUGACCCGGAAGUGCUUGCCUUCCUUCCAUCCUCGUGACUUGCCAGCACUUCCGGGUCAGAUGGAGAACUUGAGUUUUCUUGUCAGUACUUCUGGGCUUCUGCCCACGUGAUCCGCUAGUACUUCCAGGCAAGGUGAGCACUUAGACUCCCACCAUCUUCCCACAGCAUUCCCUGGCGGCACCCACGGUGCCCAGUAGGGCUGUUUUACCGAACUCCAUGUCCCAUAUGCCCUGCAGAAACCUGGGACACUGCUUCAGUCCAGGCCAGCUGCCAUCUAGAGUCUUGGGGGAGCCAGUGCCCUAGAAAAGCUGCCUUCCCCCAUCCUUCCAUCUUAGGGGUAUCCCGACCAGCUGUCUCUUACAGCAUAUAACUGAGUGCUCAAGAAUUAGAUGAGUUUAUAGUACUAACAACCCAAAACCUGUAUUUGUGUUCUGCACCACAUUCAAUUCCAUUCAGUUGAGUUUAUUAUUAUAGUGAUUUCACUGAGUGCAAGCUCAAGAGUGUCUUAGUAAAAUACAUUGACAAAUUUAACAAAUUAUAGUCUCAUCACAUCUUCUAGAUCCAUGCCUACUAGUCUUUAAAAAAUGUUCAGGACUUUCCAUGAGAGUUAUAUCCUGUUACUCACAUAUAUCAUAAUGGUCCACAUUUUCUUACUGUGUUCUGCUUAUUCCUGUCUGCUUUAAGAGGAGCAUAGGGCCUUUACUACAAGUCUCCAUCUAGCUCUGUCUUAUACUUUCUUUUUUUCAUACUCCCUAUGACAUACUGAUCACCUUUAGCUCUGUACUGAGUUUCUGCCACCAUGUCAUACAUUGUUAAAAUUGCUGCAGAACUUCACACAGAUUUUGAAUCCAACUUCUGAUAGUGGUGACAUAAUAAUGUGUAUAAACCUCCAAGGAGAGAGGACCGCUCUUAUUGCGAAGUUGGCUUGGCAUUGAGGCUGAUAAAAGCAGGACUGCAUACAGCUAGGAGUCAGGAUGUAAUCAAAGUCAUCUUCAUAAUGCUGAUCACCUGAACCUUUAAUUGGAACUGUGGCUGUUAUCUUAGCAAGCUGUGCUGCUGACUUUCUAAAAUUCCUAAGAGGACUUCAAGUAAGAUUUCACAGGACUAUAAAAUGAUAACAAUGGUUAUAUCCAUCCAUCCAUCCAUUUUCCAUCCAUCCAUUUUCCAACCCGCUGAAUCCGAACACAGGGUCACGGGGGUCUGCUGGAGCCAAUCCCAGCCAACACAGGG